GACAGGUCCCACUGCAUCACAUUCAGUUACAUUGAGUAGGAGAAACAACAGCCUGCCAGAAAGCAGUUCCAUCCUAAAGUGCUGGCUCUUUCUAAAAGCUCAUGACCAGGCAAAAUUACCUGAAAUGGCUUCCUACACCCCAAUAUGAGAACUUAAAAAAAUACAUUUGCUGUUUCAGGAAUUACAUUUUAUAUUGUAGAGUGAAUUAUUUGCAGUGUAAAUAGGGUUGCCACCUUUUCAGAAAUGUUUUACCGGCCAGUGGUGGGGGUGGGAACAAAGGGGGCGGACCGUGAUGCAAAGAGGCGUAGAGAUGCAGAAAAGGUGCGGAUCCACAUUGUGCAAAGGCCUGCAAUUCAAAACUUGGAGCUGCACUGAUCCUUUAAAACAGUUGGUGGUCACCUAACGAUUUAUACAUACAGUAAUUGAAGGGAGAGUGAAGAAGGGUAGAAUGCAGAAUUGCUGUUUUCAUCAAAAUGGUACCAUUUUUAAAAAUCAAAGUGGAGUUGGCCAUGACAUCAGAUGGGAAAACAAUUGUCUGUUACCAUCCAUCAGUUGAAGUUCCGUAUGAACACACAAAGCGUCUUCCUCAGAAGGACCCAUUAACCAGCCACACAGAAACACAUGAGCUUGUCUUAAAGGCCAGACUAAGUGAUGCCAAAGCUAAACCUGAGCCAACGAUAGAAGAGCUUAGCAAAAUGUUUUACACAACCAAACAUCGUUGGUAUCCAGUGGGGCAAUACCACAGAAGACGUAUGAAGAAAGAGCACCCAAAGGAUCGAUGAUAUCUUCUAUUCAACAUUUUUUUAACUCUACAUAUCUUUUGUUCGGCAUGUAACAGUCAUAAAAUGUUAAUAAAUAUUGCACAUUUCUUCAUAAA
This is a messenger RNA of Xenopus laevis (African clawed frog), 877 nucleotides long. RefSeq names its product mitochondrial ribosomal protein L42 L homeolog (gene mrpl42.L). NCBI's taxonomy places the organism in Eukaryota, Metazoa, Chordata, Amphibia, Anura, Pipidae. The record is from RefSeq and is a predicted model, not a curated record. Bases 474 to 782 code for a protein of 102 amino acids. The transcript has 4 exons. Gene Ontology annotation, cellular component: mitochondrion; mitochondrial large ribosomal subunit.